CGCCGCAGCCUGCAGUAAGAGUAGCAGCAGCGGAGGUGCGAGGAUCGAAAGAUGUGUUGAGUGUUGUUGUGGGAACGACCAAUCGCAGCGGCGGGGAGCGGGUGGGGGAUCGCCGACUUUCUUCGCCGCGCGCGCUUGACAAAAAAGCCGAUGGAGAGGAAAAAGGCUAAUUGUCGCGAGCCAGCCCGACCCGGUCACUAGUGUGUUUCUCCUGUCAGUCUCGCUUCGAGCUCGCGAGCCGCCCCGUCUCUCCGAGCUCUCACUCGCUCUCGCCGCUCAGGACUUCUCGGACUUCAUCAUCGAUGAACAAGCUCUCCCAGUCCUACCGGAAGCUGGCGCUCUACUACUGCUACGUCAUCGUCCUGAACUGCAGGGAGUGCAACACGGUGGACCAGCAGGACCGCGAGAAGCAGCGACAGCACGGCCGGUACGCCGAACCAGACGAAUGGGUCGUGAGGCUGGAAGGCGGGCCCGAGGUCGCUUCGCUGCUGGCUCUCAGGUCGGGCUACGCGCACGUCGGCCCCGUGCUCGGGUUCAAGGAUACCUACUUGUGGCGGGCGAAAGACGGCUUCCGGUAUAAAAAGAGGGGCAUGCCUUAUGCCGUGAACAACCUGAGGAGUCGCGCCAAGAUACUGUGGGCAGACCAGCAAAGAUCCGUCAGGCGCACAAAGCGGGGCUACCUGGACGACCUCGAUCCCUUCUCAAUCGAAGACUUCACUCCGGCCGCGCAGCCCGGCAGAAGAAAGCUAUCGCAGCGCGCCUUCAACGACGAGCUCUGGGAUCAAGAAUGGUAUCUGCUUGACCAGGGGAAGACAGAGGCGGAAGCGGCGCAGCCCAGGACGAUAGACCUGAACGUCCUGCCGGUCUACAAGCUCGGCGUGACCGGCCGGGGCGUCAGGAUCGCGGUCCUGGACGACGGACUCGAGUACACCCACGAGGACCUGCGCGCCAACUACGACCCGGAGAUCAGCUACGACGUGACCGAUCGCGACGAAGAUCCCAUGCCGCGAUACGAGGAACCAGAAGCGAACGGACACGGGACGAGGUGCGCCGGCGAAAUAGCCAUGGAGGCAGACAAUCGGAAGUGCGGCGUGGGAGUGGCGUUCGAGGCCAGCAUCGGCGGCAUCAAAAUGCUCGACGGCAUCGUCAACGAUCGUAUCGAGGCCGAGGCGCUGGGCUACCGGGUCGAUCUAGUCGACAUUUACACGGCCUCCUGGGGACCGCCGGAUGACGGCAAGAGCCUCGACACUCCGGGUAGACUCGCUUCCGAGGCCCUCGAGAGAGGCAUUCGCGAGGGCCGCGACGGCCGAGGAAGCAUCUACGUGUGGGCGUCGGGCAACGGCGGUUCCAAGAACGACGACUGCGGCUGCGACGGCUACGUCGGCAGCAUCUACACCAUAGCCAUCGGCUCGGCCAGCCAGACCGGUAACUUUCCCUGGUACGGCGAGAUGUGCCCGGCCAACCUGGCCACCACCUACAGCGGCGGCGCCUUCCAAGACCAGAUGAUAGCAACGACCGAUCUGAAAAAUAGCUGCACAACCAGCCACACUGGAACAUCAGCCUCAGCUCCACUUGCAGCUGGGAUUCUAGCCUUAGCACUACAAGUCAACAAAAACUUGACCUGGAGAGACGUGCAGCAUCUCGUGAUAUAUACCUCAAAACAUGAUCCGUUGAAAAACAAUCCAGGCUGGUUCAGAAAUGCAGCUGGACUUUGGUUCAAUCCAAGAUUCGGCUUUGGCCUCAUGGAUGCACAUAGUCUGGUACUGGCGAGCUCCAAUUGGACGAGUGUGUCGGAAAAGUUGAUUUGCCAAGUUCCGGCUGCUGUGUGGGCCGUCCGCGAAGUAAGUUACGGUCUGCCGCUAAGGGUGCAAUUUGAGGCGGACGGCUGUGCCGGUGUAGCCAACGAAAUCCACUACCUGGAGCAUGUACAAGUCGAGACAAAUGUCGAAUAUACGCUUCGCGGCGCUCUUCAGAUGCAUUUGACAGCACCCUCGGGUACGAGGGUCCAACUACUUGGUACGAGACAACUAGACGAUUCGACCGACGGUUUCAUUAAAUGGAAGUUUAUGUCGGUAGCCACUUGGGGCGAAGAUCCAAAGGGGACUUGGUCCUUGGAUGUCACGGACGAGGCUGGACCAAUGAAUAAUACCGGAAUUAUUCGUGAUUCAAAAUUGAUUCUGCAUGGCACGCAAGAUCCGCCCUUUUAUUUAAUUGAAACUCUUCAUGAUUGCAACAAAGUGCUUGACGAAGGUGACAAGUUAAAUUAUGUCAUCGAGGACGAAAGUAAUUUGUUGGACAAGUCAGAGUUCCCAAAGAAUCACAGCGUCUUCGACGAAAUCGUUCGCUUUUUAUUAUCAUAGGUUACUGGAUGCCUUAAUUUACGUCGGUGAAGAAAUAUAGCCCAUAAAAUAUACUUAUAGGAUUGCAGGUUCUUUAUUUCCAAAAAUAUCUCUUCAUUUCUAUACUGUAAAAUGCUUGUCAAAACUUGGUAUAUUCGAAAUCGCUGUCUAAAAAUAUACUUACGUAUCCAUUGUAUUGUAUUCUACCAUGAUUCAGUAAAGUUAUUGAGAACAUAUUUUUCUCUUGGAAUGUAAAA
This is a messenger RNA of Nasonia vitripennis (jewel wasp), 2596 nucleotides long. Its product is annotated as neuroendocrine convertase 1. Gene Ontology annotation, cellular component: Golgi membrane; trans-Golgi network. The record is from RefSeq and is a predicted model, not a curated record. The coding region runs from base 303 to 2360 and encodes 685 amino acids. The transcript is spliced from 15 exons. NCBI's taxonomy places the organism in Eukaryota, Metazoa, Arthropoda, Insecta, Hymenoptera, Pteromalidae. Gene Ontology annotation, biological process: protein processing. Gene Ontology annotation, molecular function: serine-type endopeptidase activity.